CCCCCCCACGGUUGCCUAUCACAAACGCAUCGAUUAGCUAGCUAGCUACCAUGGACAGAAACGUCUGCAUCUCUCUUGUGAUGCUUGCGCUUGUGCUCGCUGGCCCGGACACGGGGGCCGCGGCGGCGGCGGUCUACAACGUCGACCAGGCGGUGAUGCCAACGCCGUCGUCGUUGAGGAGGCUGGAGGAUGGCGUGCCGCCGGAGCUCGCGGUGGUGACGACGUUGGACGUGCACAACCGCGUCUACGGCGCCAGCGGCGUCGCCAACGGAGCCCUGGACGCCGUCAAGCCACGCUGCGUCCGCAACUGCCCGGCGCCGUCCGGUGCUCCGUACACGGGCCGGGGAUGCAACAAAUACUACGAUUGCCGUUCUAGCAUGGACACAAAGGCGUGCAUCUCGCUUGUAAUCCUCGCGCUCCUGCUCGCCGGCCCGGACACGAGAGCUACGGCGCUCGCCCGCAUCGACGCGGCGGCGGCAGUGAUGCCAACGUCGUCGGCGACGUGGAUGAAGCUUGAGGACGGCGUGGCGCCGGAGCUCUUGGGUUCGACGGCGGUGGACCUGGAGGGGCACCGCCGCGUCCUUGCCAGCACAAGCAUCACCGCGAGUUCCCUGAACCCCAACAAGGCAGCCUGCACCAGGACGUGCCCGGCGCGAGGACGGCCGUACACCGGCCGGGCAUGCCUCAGAAGGUACCAGUGCCGUCAGGGACAGUGAUCGGAACAGCACUCCUGCUGUCGCUCCAACCUCCUUCCUGCGUCUGUCCAUGGGUGCACUCCCGCUCGAUCGGUGUUUUGCUGUAUAUUUCCAUUUCCGUUUUGCCCGUGUCUCGUCUGCGAUCGACAUGUAUUAUGAAAUAUAACUUUGCACGCUGUCUCGUUUGUACAAUUGUCGAGUGGUGGUGACUGUACACCAAUCAAGAUAGAAAGCAAAUGUAUGCUACAUCCUGUUAACAAUCUGUGCACCUCGUUGACAUAAGAACGCCGCAGUGUGGAAAUACCAUGCAUUAUGGUAUAUCUCUUA
Messenger RNA from Triticum urartu, 1022 nucleotides. RefSeq lists its product as uncharacterized. NCBI's taxonomy places the organism in Eukaryota, Viridiplantae, Streptophyta, Magnoliopsida, Poales, Poaceae. The record is from RefSeq and is a predicted model, not a curated record.